Messenger RNA from Colletotrichum lupini, 279 nucleotides. RefSeq lists its product as uncharacterized. The record is from RefSeq and is a predicted model, not a curated record. The transcript is spliced from 2 exons. NCBI's taxonomy places the organism in Eukaryota, Fungi, Ascomycota, Sordariomycetes, Glomerellales, Glomerellaceae. The coding region runs from base 1 to 279 and encodes 92 amino acids.
AUGCUUCAAAUGUCACAACUACCAAACCGGGCAGGCUACAGCCCUCUCGUGCCCUCACCCCUAAACCCAGACGUCCACGCCGUCGCGCCGCAACGCUGCCACCAGAAACUGCGCGAAAAGAGACGCCAACAGGGCCGCGGCGACGUGAGCCCGACCCAGAGACUCCUCCGCCACAAGGCCGCCAUGGCUUGGAAGUCGGAAGCCCUGACGCGGGAGAGCACAAUGUACACGAGGGACGAGAUCCUCGACAUCCUCGCAGAGCGGGAUGAAACUUCAUGA